This is a messenger RNA of Cyphellophora attinorum, 354 nucleotides long. RefSeq lists its product as uncharacterized. The transcript has 3 exons. The record is from RefSeq and is a predicted model, not a curated record. Lineage: Eukaryota; Fungi; Ascomycota; Eurotiomycetes; Chaetothyriales; Cyphellophoraceae. The coding region runs from base 1 to 354 and encodes 117 amino acids.
AUGGGUGAUCAGGACAAGCGCAUGAGCACUGAGCGUGGUGGGGAGUCGACACAGUAUGAGUCGAUCAAGACGGUGACGAAGGAGCCAUCGAAGCAGAGUGGGCAGCUGGGUGGCGGAUUUCAGAACACAGAAAGCGCAACAUCUGCAGGCGAGAAAUCGUCAAAAGUCGCAGAGAACAUACGCUACGGCCAGAACAUCUCCGAGUCGGGCAUGGGUGGCUUCACGAACUCGACAGGACAAGCUACGCAGGAGGGCGGAUACGGAGGCGCUCCGAAAGACAGUAGCCUCGAGCGGAAGACUUCAGACACGCGGGGCGCACAGGGCUAUGGCUCAGGAUCUGGUGUUGGCGGCUGA